Messenger RNA from Suillus subaureus, 1103 nucleotides. RefSeq lists its product as uncharacterized. The transcript is spliced from 13 exons. The record is from RefSeq and is a predicted model, not a curated record. Lineage: Eukaryota; Fungi; Basidiomycota; Agaricomycetes; Boletales; Suillaceae. Bases 192 to 1103 code for a protein of 303 amino acids.
CCAUUAUGCUGGUUAAAUCGGUUCCUUACCAGUGGCCGCUGUGUUCAACUGCUGUGGGGAGAGUUACUACUUAAAAGUGACCCGAGGGAAUUCUGCCCAAUACGCCAACCUUGAUGGAACGACUGUCUAAUUCCUUCUUCAAGUUCAAUUUAGUUUGACUACGGGAGAUUACCUGUUAACCUCAGCUCUAUAUGAUGAGUGACUAUUUUCCCGAUUCCGUCGGUUUUCAGACUAUCGCAUAUGUUGCAGGUCGUCUAUAUUUUCCUUUUUCUGUUGGCAAAACUGAAUCCUCGAUCGUAACAGUUGCAUCCAUAGCAGUUUUACUUUUUGACUUCAUCAUCACUUUCGAUUCGGAGGUUCGUUGGACAUGGGGAAGAGGGUGGGGGAUCACGAGAAUAAUCUUCGUCGUUUCUCGCUACGUGCCAUUCGUAGGUCUUGUUAUGACCGUAUACUACUCGGUUGGGUCCACUCAUGGAGGAAUUCCCGAUCAUGGAAUAUUCACUGCUGUAUAUGACAGCGUCCGCUGGUUGGGUAUAGCUGCUUCUGAGCUCCUGCUUGUGUUAAGGACAUACGUGGUUUGGGGGUGUGACAAGAGGUUUUUGAUUUUGACAUUAUUUUUUACCACGGCCGUCUCAGUGGUGGUGCUGGUAAUCGCAGAUGUUGGUGCAAGUGAAUCCGGAGAUUCGACUGGCGUAUUUGAGGAAGGACGUGACUCUAGCAUUGUUUAUGGUCUGUUGAUGUUGGUUGAACUUGUGCUAAUGAUGCUGACACUGUACAAACGCUUCAAAUCUUUCCGAUCGGAAGGCAGUCCACUGGUGACUACUUUAUGUCGGGACGGUGUAGCUUAUAUACUAUGUAUUACUCUGGUCUCGAUGGCAAAUUGCAUUUCCAUCGUUUUACUACCUCUGAGUCGGAGAAGCCCACAGCUAGUCACGCAUAGCGUUCUCGCUUCACGCCUCCUGUUCAAUUUACGAGCAAUGCCCGACUUGCAAGAUGUUGUGACAGACGAGUCGACUAUCUUGGGAGUGGUUUCUCAACACAUGGCGUUUCAAACCCCACCUUGCACCGAUCAUACAGAGUUGUGGGAUUUUACAGACUGCUAG